Molecule: messenger RNA, 913 nt
Organism: Lasiosphaeria miniovina
Lineage: Eukaryota; Fungi; Ascomycota; Sordariomycetes; Sordariales; Lasiosphaeriaceae
Exons: 3
Coding region: 401-913 (170 amino acids)
Source: RefSeq, a predicted model, not a curated record
UGAAUCAAUACUUUAUCCUCCUGACGAAAAAAAAACUGCCAGCCUCUUCCCAAACACCAUUUUCCCAGGGAAUAUACCAACGGCCCUCGUUGGUAUACCGAUAUAUCCUACACCAACUGGUUUAACUCCCACUGCUCGCAAGACCAAGUCAAUCGUUCACCGAUCAUAGUUGUAUCGAGUCAGGAGGCUGGCCUCCAGUCCUCGUGGUGGACUGAGCGCCCUUGGCACUGGCUGCCGUAGGUGCCAGUAAUUGGCCCCUGCGUUGCACAAUGAGCCCUGGAGCUUCGAACCUUCUUUGAACUCUUCUUUUUCCUUCCUCAUGCGAGGAUCGUAGCAAAUUGACCAGAAUAACUACCGCAAUCCUGUCAAGCCUCGUGACAUAUCGCCUGACGAUAUCACCAUGGCGGAACGAAACCCGCUGGUCCCGGGCCGAACGCGCAAGGGAUUAUUCUCGCAUCCCAAAACCUUCGUCACCCACACCCUCCCAGCCAUCCACGAGAACACCGUCAUCGUCGCAGCGACCCACCCCACGGUCCAAACUGGCGACCAGACUAAGGAUGGGUGGUUCCUCUCCGAUUUCUACGCCUUCAACUGCCUGCUGAAAGGCUCCGUUGCGGAUCAGACCUGGCUUACGGCUGCCAAACCAGCAAGGCUAGUGGAGAAGUAUGGUGACUUUCUCCACGGUUCCCCCGAUAGAGAUCGCAAAGUAGUCUUAAACCACGACCUCCUUGACUCGGAAAUCACCCCAGUCACCCUCGUUGAGCCCGCCGAGAUGAUCGACAGAUUUCUCAGCGAGGUCAACGAAGAAUCUCUUCGCGCCAAGAAUAGUGCUGGAAGCAGCCCUGGAGCCAGGCGUAUCCGCCACCCUAUUCACGACAGCCUGUUUCUCUGGAGGUUGGGCUGUCACCCCUGA